Molecule: messenger RNA, 2634 nt
Organism: Neogale vison (American mink)
Lineage: Eukaryota; Metazoa; Chordata; Mammalia; Carnivora; Mustelidae
Product: cilia- and flagella-associated protein 46-like
Exons: 21
Coding region: 1-2634 (877 amino acids)
Biological process (GO): axoneme assembly; cilium movement involved in cell motility
Source: RefSeq, a predicted model, not a curated record
AUGGGCAGCGCCGUUCCUGAGCACGGGUGGCCCCACCCCGGCCCGCACUUACCACGGAAGCAAGGGGCCCUCAGGAAGGUGGUGGGCCCCCACUCAGGCCUGGAGCAGCACCUGCUCCCGCCAGCCAGACGGGACAACCUCGUGACCCCAGGAGCUGCGCCAAGCAGACGGAAGGUCUUAUCUCAGCUGGGGGUGAUGGGUCCAGGACGAACUCCGCCCUGGGUCGGCUGCACGCAGACCCGGGAGGGCCACAGUGUCUGCCGACGGCUGUCCGGGAGCGAAGGCAAACCAACAGCUCAAGUGUCCCUGCCAGAAGACGUCUGGCAACCAAGCGUCAGCACGCCCCUGACGAGGAAGCUGGCGCGGCUGCGGCUCCACUUGGCCGAGGCGUCCCUGGACCUGCUGCAGCUCACGUGGGCGGAGGCGCAGGCCCGGCGGCGGGGGCAGGGCUCGGCGGACAGGCUGCUGGCCGACUACCUGCACAGCCUGAGCGACGUCACCUCCGUGGACCUGAAGUGGUUCACGCUACGGCGGACCCUAGCCCAUGCGGCGCUGGCGCAGCUGGGGAGCCUGCACUCACUGUCCGCCGGCUGCGUGCAGAUCCGGGCGCAGGUCCUGGGCCUGGCGGGGAAGGCCCUCCGCCUGCUGGCUGUGCACACGGACCCCGAGCGCCCCACCUGCCACUGGGAGGACGGCCCGUCGGCCACUGCUGAGCUGAACGGCCUUAAGCAUCUGGAGACCGUCCCCGAGGAUGGGGCCGGCAGGGGUCACUACGAGGAGCACAGCAGGAAGGGCUCAGACCAGCAGAGGAGGAUGGUGCUGGCCCAGCAGUUCCUGGCCCAGGCCUCCGAGCUGCUGCUGCAGGGCCUGCAGGUCGCCCUGGCCAGCCGUCUCCUGGAUGUUGCCGCUGCCGCCAGCCUGGAGAUGGUGGAGUGUACCGGCACCCUGGACCCCGCGGCCACCUGCCAGUUCCUGGCGCUGUCUCAGAGCUGCUUGGCUUCAGAGAUGAUGCGGGACGUCCUGUCCACGGCCACGGCCAAUACCAGCAGCUCGCAGCUGGCAGCCCUCCUGCAUCUCGAGCACCAGCUGAAGCAGAAGGGGAGGACGUCCACCAGCUUGUAUGCGAGUGUGGAGCAGAGGCUGGAAGUCAUCUCCAAGGCCUGGCAGAAUCUCAGGGUCACGGAGCAGCACUUGACCCUCCUGAACGAAAUCCCGCCCAGCUUUCGGGUCCUCACUCUGCAGCACUCGCCGGACAGGACGCAUCUGUACUGCGCUGCUUAUGAGAGACCCAGGCCGGUUCCCGCGGCCAAAGGGAAGUUGCUGCAAGUGGGAGGCUCUUGCCAGGUGACACGGGUGGCCGUGAAUCCAGACACCCUCUCCUGCCUAUUGGCCGGUGCCCAGCGGUGCAGGGAGAUGGCCGAGGUCAGCAAUGAAGACCCGGCUCCCAGCUCAGGCAUGGAAUUGGAAAGUGCGCGCCCAGAAAGGGAAGGACGGUCUCUGCAGCGAUUCAGUGACGUCCUCGCGUCCGUGGAGGAUUACCUGAGGCCGCUGUUCCCAGUGCUCAGAUGCCCGGAGACCAGAACACAGAUUCCCACGGCCGCUGCAGAUUCCCACGGGAAAUCAAAGGGUAAAGACAAGGAAAGGAAACUGGUGUCUCCCCGGUCCACAGUUCAGCUCGACGCUGCAGACAACGUCGUCCUCUUGGUGGACAAGCAUCUCCUGGAGCUGCCGCUGGAAGGUCUUCCCGUGUUCGAGGAGGGGACGGUCUCCGCUCUGUCCCGAGACUUCUCCCUGCAGAUGCUGUGCAACCGCCUCCGUAAGGAGGACACAGCCGAGGGGGCCGUGAGGAAGGAGGGCCGCAGCAGGAAGAGGAGCCCCGCGAAGAAGGGACCGAAGGACGCCCCGCCCCGGCUCCUCCCCCAUGACUGCAUCCUCGUGGACACCGACAACUUCAAGUUCGUCGUGGACCCCUACGAGGAGGCGCGGGGCAUCGAAAAGCUGACUCCUGUCUUCGUCACCCGGGACAUCUUGGAAAGACACCGAGACUCGCUCACUGCGCUCUGGGUGGGGCAUCUGGGAAACAAGCACGUCCCCAGCCAGGCCGAGUGGGAGCAGCUCCUGGGCAGCUGCAGCGGCUUCUUCUUCUACGGGAUGGAGAGCUUUCUGUCCCACAUCCUGGUGGAGCGCUUGGCUGCCAUGAACCUACGAGAGUGCCAGAUGAUGGUCCUGCUGGACCUGAUGCGGUCCUACGAGAGCAUGCAGCGGCAUAUGGAGAACUCCGAGAAGAAGAGUGUGCCCCAGCUGUCCUUGGAGGACCCCAUCAAGACCGCCGUCCUUCUGAGUCUGGUGGGGGUCAGGAGCAUCCUGGCAAACCAGUGGCCGACAUUCCUGCAGGACAACGCGCUGCGGGCCAGCAUCCUGUGGGAAAGCAUGCUAACUGUUGGCCGGCCGAUCGGGAGAGCCGUCCGUCUCCUUCAGAGAAUGGGAGCUGGUGACCCAAGGAACCACGGCGAGCCUCCGUGGGCCUCCAGGGACAAGCAGCUGUCCCCCCCGCCACAGCUCAGCGACUCUGAGCGCCUGCCCGUCGCCCUCAACUUGGUCCUGUACGGGCUGCCGCACCUGGCCAUCGGGUGA